Gorilla gorilla gorilla (western lowland gorilla) is the source of this 1462-nucleotide messenger RNA. It is a transcript of the gene RMI2, whose product is annotated as RecQ mediated genome instability 2. The coding region runs from base 46 to 489 and encodes 147 amino acids. The record is from RefSeq and is a predicted model, not a curated record. Gene Ontology annotation, cellular component: nuclear speck; cytosol. NCBI's taxonomy places the organism in Eukaryota, Metazoa, Chordata, Mammalia, Primates, Hominidae. Gene Ontology annotation, biological process: negative regulation of double-strand break repair via homologous recombination; DNA repair; regulation of sister chromatid segregation. The transcript has 2 exons.
UGGCGGGAAAGCGGCGGCGGGGUGGAAUGGCUGCGGCGAGGCGGAAUGGCGGCGGCUGCGGACUCGUUCUCAGGCGGCCCCGCGGGGGUGCGGCUUCCGAGGUCGCCGCCACUCAAGGUGCUGGCGGAGCAGCUGCGGCGCGACGCGGAGGGCGGCCCGGGCGCGUGGCGGCUGUCACGGGCGGCGGUGGGCCGCGGGCCGCUGGACCUGGCGGCCGUGUGGAUGCAGGGCAGGGUAGUGAUGGCGGACCGCGGCGAGGCGCGGCUGCGGGACCCGAGCGGAGACUUCUCGGUCCGCGGCCUGGAGCGGGUGCCGCGCGGGCGGCCCUGUCUAGUCCCAGGAAAGUAUGUGAUGGUGAUGGGAGUGGUUCAGGCCUGCAGCCCUGAGCCCUGCCUGCAGGCUGUGAAGAUGACAGACCUUUCUGAUAAUCCCAUCCAUGAAAGUAUGUGGGAACUGGAGGUAGAAGAUUUACACAGGAAUAUUCCUUAGAGUAUGUUGGAACUGUCGUUAAAAACAACCAAAAUCCCGAAACUAUUUAGAAGCUUAUAAUGAUGUGGAUUUCAUGGACACUUUUCAAUGUGUAUUUUUCAAAUGCUUCUCAGAGAGCCUUGCUUUGGUUGACCAAGGAGUCCGGAUGUAGGAAUGUUUAAAUCCUCGGAUACUUCAGUGACACAGCCUCUGCUGCCCCUUGCUUUGCCUGUGUUUGCUGAUGAAAAGCAGAUGCUUGUGUUUCUUUUUCCUUCCUGGUUUGUGUGUGUUAAUUCUCUCUCUCUCUCUCUCAGACACAGAAGUCUCAUGUUGCAUUUUCCAAAUUUUAUGAGUGAUGAUACUUUUUCCAUUACUGCUGCGUCCCUGUUUUACAAUGCAAAAUUUAAGUAUGGUCAUUGCCCAUGGUGAUUAAAGUGUGGUUAUGGGCAGGAAGACAGACUGUGUAAAAAAGGAAUGACAUCCUGGCUCCUCAUCUUCUUCAUCAUCAACUACCAUAACCAGUUUGCAAGUGAAAUGGCAUUUCCUAACGGCAGGCAUGGCGGCCCCUGAAAGACAACAGCUCCCUUUCUGCUUCGGACACCACUCAAACAUUUAGACGCAGCUCUAUCCCUUUUCCUAGCUAGAGAAGGUGAUGCCUUCUUCCAUUACUCAGAGAUGUUGAGACGUUUUCAGAAUUUCUUGUUGAAAUGAAAAACAUCAAGAUAAAGGACGCCUUUCAGGCAUUAGCUAAACUUCCACUUCAUAACUUUGGGCGAGACGUGGUGAGCCUCCUGGUGUAGAGUUCUUUUGUCUUUGUAUGGAAUGACUUUUUGCUGUGAUGGUUUUCAAUGUUGGGUUUCUGCUGUCUGCUUAGUACCCAUGCCUGAAUUUUUUGAGAUUGUAAAUAUCAAAGGAGUUAGAUUGUGUUCUGACAUGGUUGUAGACUUUCACCUGGAUUAUUGAUAUUCUACCUCUAAUAAAUUUUUUAAUAGGC